UGUACCCUUUAUCUCUGCUAUAUUAUUCCUUAUCUCUGUGUUAAGGGUCUCAUUCAUGUCUUUCACUCUUUUCUAAAGUCCAGUGAGUGUCCUGAUGAUUGUUACUUUAAAUUCUCUAUCAGGCAUGUUACUUUAUAUGUGUUUCACUUAGAUCUCCGGCUGAGGUCAUGUCCUUUUCUUUCAUUUGGGAUAAAUUUCUCUGUCUUCCAUUUUGUCCAAGUGUCUGUGCCUGUUGCUGUGUGUUAGGAAAGUCAGCUAUAUCCCCUAUUCUUGAGGAUAAUGGCCUUAUGAAGAAGAGGUCCUACAGUGCCCUGCUGUAUGGUGUCCUCUGUUCUCCAGGGCCUGGUGCUUCCUGGAGUAUCUCUAGUGUGUGCUGCCUAUGCUCUGUUUCUGGUGUCCCGGACAGUUUAUCUGUGAGACCAGUUGUCUACAGAAGCUCUCUUUGCCUGUUGUGGGCAGUGUUUGGUCCCUGGUCUGAAUGUCGCACAUUUUGACUAGGUGUGCUCUGACCUGUGAAGUGAGACCUUUUGCCACCCCUGCUGGAGCAGAAGCUCUGCAAAACUCCCACUUUGGAAGACGCAGUGUGAGCAGGAGUGGACAGAAGAUUGCAGAAAAUCAACCUAUCCUCCUUCUGGACCAACCUAUAGGGGUCCAGUUCCGUGGUAUACCAUAAAUCUCGACUUGCCGCCCUAUAAAAGAUGGCAUGAAUUGAUGGCUGACAAGGCACCAGCGCUAAAGGUUAUAAUGAAUUCCCUGAAGAAUAUGAUAAAUGCUUUUGUGCCAAGCGGAAAAAUUAUGCAGAUAGUGGAUCAAAAGUUGCCUGGUCUACUUGGCAACUUUCCUGGUCCUUAUGAGGAGGAAAUGAAGGGGAUUGCAGCAGUUACUGACAUACCUUUAGGUGAGAUUAUUUCAUUCAAUGUCUUCUAUGAAAUUUUUACCAUUUGUACUUCAGUAAUAACAGAAGACAAACAAGGUCAUCUACUACAUGGGAGAAACUUGGAUUUUGGAAUCUUUCUUGGGUGGAACAUAAAUAAUAAUACCUGGGUCGUAACUGAGCAACUAAAACCUUUAACAGUGAAUUUGGACUUCCAAAGAAACAAUAAAACUGUCUUCAAGGCCUCAAGCUUUGCUGGCUAUGUGGGCAUGUUAACAGGAUUCAAACCAGGACUGUUUAGCCUUACGUUAAAUGAACGUUUCGGUGUAAAUGGUGGUUAUAUGGGUAUCAUAGAAUGGAUUUUGGGAAAGAAAGAUGCCAUGUGGAUAGGGUUUAUCACUAGAUCAGUCCUGGAAAAUAGCACAAGUUAUGAAGAAGCCAAGAAUAUAUUGACGAAAACUAAGAUAUUGGCCCCAGCAUACUUUAUCCUGGGAGGCAACAAGUCUGGGGAAGGUUGUGUGAUUACGAGAGAUAGAACACAAUCUUUGGAUGUAUAUGAACUCAACCCCAAGCAGGAUAGAUGGUAUGUGCUACAAACAAAUUAUGACCGUUGGAAAAGUCCUUUCUUUCUCGAUGAUCGCAGAACGCCUGCAAAGAUGUGCCUAAACCGGACAACUCAAGAGAAUAUCUCAUUUGCGACCAUAUAUGAUGUCCUGUCAACAAAACCUGUCCUCAACAAGCUGACUGUAUUCACCACCCUGAUGGAUGUUACCAAAGGUCAAUACGAAACUUACCUGCGGGAUUGCCCAGACCCUUGCAUAGGUUGGUGAGCACACACCCGGCGUCUAGAAUGCUGUGUGGCAUGAAGGUGGCAACUCACCCGUGUCCGAGUAGUACGGCUGUCUGACCUCCUUCCAAGACUGAGACUCGGGGCAGUUUCUCUUUGGGGCAUGAGUCCACAGACCAUUUUUGCCCUAACAGUUGAUUACUCUCAUUUCCGGUUAACUUCGUUACAGAAACCAAUCACCUAGAAUUUGCGGUGUCACUCCACUUGGACGUUUGGGGACAGGGACCUCGUGGGGCCCCCCUCCACAGAAUAAAGCCAGAGUCCCGGUGGGCACUGACUCCGGCACAUCUGUACACCAUUCCGUCUUUCGCUUUGAUCCACGUAUUGCUAUGGUUUUCCGUACAGCAGUCUUUUCCUUCUGAUUCUUUUCAAAUUAACGUACCAUGGUCUUUGCUGUUUUUGACAGCAAUGUGGAGGAGACAGACAUCCACCUGUGUAGUUCUCUUAACAGGCAGUAGGACUGGAGCCUUGACCCUGAAUAGAAGUACUUUUUUUGGGUUCAUGAAGUAAUCCGUAUGUGAAGGCAGCCUUUUGUACACAGAACUGAAACGUUCCCUUUUUCAUGAUUAGUCUACCUCCCAGUCACUCCAGGCAUUUGUUAACUUCAAAAACUGAGUCCUAGGUUCUGUGAGUUAGUAGUAAACAGGUCAAAGCCUUGUGGAAAUCGAGAGGUGAAUCCAUAAACUCUCACAAAUGUUGUUCACUUAAUACAUUUUUAGUUUGUCUUUCUGAUCGUGUAUUUCUUAAAAACCUUACUAAAAAUGUCUUUCAGAAAUCUGUUUAUGAAAAGCGCUGACGGAAUGUGUUAACCUUUCAAACUUUCACACAGUUAACUGUGAAGUGCAUGCCAGUUGGGUGAGACUGUAUCCACUUCAUUUUGUGUAACGUCACUUGUAUUCAUGACGCUCAAUAAACGGUCGUUGGAAAUAGUGUUGGCA
Molecule: messenger RNA, 2659 nt
Organism: Panthera uncia (snow leopard)
Lineage: Eukaryota; Metazoa; Chordata; Mammalia; Carnivora; Felidae
Gene: ASAH1
Product: N-acylsphingosine amidohydrolase 1
Exons: 14
Coding region: 712-1704 (330 amino acids)
Biological process (GO): fatty acid metabolic process
Cellular component (GO): lysosome
Molecular function (GO): fatty acid amide hydrolase activity; N-acylsphingosine amidohydrolase activity
Source: RefSeq, a predicted model, not a curated record